GGGGCGUCAAAGCGUAGGUAGUUUAUAAUAAGAACAAGACGGCCGCUGUAGUGAAGCUGCCUACCAACGAUAGCAUUGUUUCUACGUCCCUGUAAUUUCUUCUUUUCGGGUUUUCCUCGCGGCUACCAAGUGGUCUGGUCUGCUCGGUCCUGUCACGAUGAAGUCCCUUCUUCGUGCGGCAGUCGCAGCUGCUAUUACAUCUUUGGCUAUCGCCGAGCCCCUCCCCGUGCAGCCGCGAGCGGGAUGCAAUGCCGAUAACUGUGCUCGUGCUGUCAGCGCCACACGUUUUGGGGACGCCACUCUUUCGUCCCGUCUCGGAGACUGCAGUUCCUUCUUCGAGGCUACCUACACUCCCCCCACGUCGACGGUCAUUGUCACGGAAACUGUCGGUGUAACCGUGACCACCAACCCUCUUGCCAAGCGCUGUGUCGGCCCCAGAACGACCACUCCUGUUGCGAGCGGGUCGGAGAAAACCGUUCCAGCGUACGCUAGUCCCUGCUCAGGCUCCUCGCGAUACAGCAGCGCCUGCUCCUGCUGGGGUGCCCAGACAUCCACAACCACGGCUCCGACCCCCACCGUCACAUCCACCCUCACGAUCAAUGCGACCAUCACAUCGACGGAAUGGAACAGCCCAAAUAUCACGCCAGGGCCGGUCAAGUUGCCACCGUUCAACGACUGGACUCUGACCUACACAUAUGACGAGAUCACACUGCCCGUGUUCGACGAGACACCCGUGACAGUGACGCCAUCGUUUUCGGAGCCGUCGACCGUGUGCAUGCUGGGUGCCACUCCCACUGGCACUCCGUUCUAUGUCAUCGACCAGACGCUUGGAUACAUGUUCGACAAUGCUGGCCAGCCAGGGCCUCCUCAGGCUCCCACCUCCGAGGCCGACUACCAGGCCAUGAUGGCAAACUUCGACCCGCCGACUUUUGAGUUCCAGGUGGCGGAAGCUGCCCCCGCCGGCGUCUUCGAUCUCGUCCACACCAACAGCUCGGGCAGUUUCUACGUCGCUCUGCAGCCGGACACGGGAAACAUGACCUUCCUGACGUCCUCUACCAACGGCGCCGAGGUCCAAGGCCGCAGCACUACCGUCUUUGGAGUCUCUUGCAAGGGCUUCCUGACAGUUGUGUACGGCAGCACGUCGUAUAUCUGGACGGCAACCAACAGCAGCACAGUCGCCACGCCCGGCACUCCGGACAACGAUGGCAUGUAUCUCCUGGACGCCAACUUGAGGACGCCCCUGAACACGUCGCCCACAUCCGGUACCACGCGUCGCAGGGGACCCAACUAUGCCGAGUAUGGCGAAGCGCCGCGGUGUCCCAACUACCCCACCAACGUCUUGUCCAUCGUCAGAUCAAACGCGCGUGGUCUCAACCCCAACGGCUGUGGGCCGGCGAACGGCGUCGAGUCGAAGCUCAUCCCCAACUUGAACUUUGGCUCGUGCUGUAAUGCGCACGAUGAUUGCUUCGAUUCGUGUCCUACGACAUAUUUCGAAUCAUGCAAUCAAGACUUCCUCGGCUGCAUGAUUGGGAAGUGCGGUGAGCUCGCGAGGUCGUGGUGGCAGUUCUGGCUUUAUCCGGCCUGUAUGGCAGCGGCCGAUCUGUACGGCUGGGUCGUCACCACCGACGCGGGAGUGAAGGCGUUCAACCAAGCCACGUCGGAGCGUUGUGGCUGCGUAUGCCAGGACCCCAACUACGACCUCUGCGACGGCGAACACACCUGCCGGCUCGUCAGGGGCCCGCAGGACAACGACCCCAACAACUGCGGAGCCUGUGGUGCCACGUGCCCCUACAAGACGCACUGCUCCGGCGGGAGCUGCGCAUGCGACGGCGCCCGGUGUGGGAACCUCUGCGUCGACUUCCUGAACCAUCCGCGCAACUGCGGAGGCUGCGGCAUCGUGUGCCCCUCGGGCUACUGCUACAAGGGGGUGUGCUUCACGCCACCGCCGAAUCCGACCAUGUGCUACCCCGUCGACGCCGUCCAGAACGGCGGCUUCGCAGACGGCUCGUCCUGGACCAUCUCCGGCUACCCCGAAAUGCAGUCCGUCAGCUCUCCAGACCCGCUGUCCAAGGGUAACGCCAAUAGCAUGUUGCUCCAGGUCCCGCACAGCGACUCCACCUCCAUCCUGGCAACGCAGGACAUCCAUGUGUGCGCCGGGGUGCAGUACGAGAUAGACUUUCUGGCCCGCACGGCUUGGGGGACCGAUAAUUGUAUCCUGUUCGUCUGGAUUGGACCGAUGGAGCUUCCCGUGUGGAACCCGGUCGUCACAAUCCCCAUCACCCAGACGGGGCCAGGGGCAUGGGGGACCUGGGGUCCUUACCCGGUUGGGCCGUUCAACUUGUCGAGUCGGGGAGCCCAGCAGGCGGCUGACUUUUACAUCACGUUGCCGGUGACUAUUCAAUUUACGUGCAUUUUCCUCAAUCCCGAGCCGUCACCGCCACAGCCAAAUAAUCCAAACGGCAUUAGGAUUGAUGAUUUUUCGAUACAUCAGGCUUGAUCGGAGCAGCGAGGCUGGGGCAGCAAUAAUUUAUGAGGCAGUAUCUGUUUAUCAAAGCCAACGCAGAUAUAUUUCAUAGCAAAGGCAGUAUAAGCAGCAGUAAUAUAAGCAGACUGCACCACUA
Molecule: messenger RNA, 2621 nt
Organism: Phialemonium atrogriseum
Lineage: Eukaryota; Fungi; Ascomycota; Sordariomycetes; Cephalothecales; Cephalothecaceae
Exons: 3
Coding region: 158-2497 (779 amino acids)
Source: RefSeq, a predicted model, not a curated record